UAUUUAUUGAAAUUUUCAUUUCCUCCCGAGGGGAACGCGGAAUUCCUCGACCCCCCGGUGGUGGGGGUGGAAUUUCCGCGGGGAUUUUCGAGUGUUAAAACGCCAAUGACGCGAAUGUGGCAGCAACACCGGAGACUAGAGUCCCGGGGAAAUUAAUUAGUGAAUUUUUGAUGGGGUGGAGGGGUUUUUGACAUUUUCAUUCGAUUAUUCGAGGGUGCAUUGUGAUUAAACAAUCGAUAAUGAUGACACAAGUGAAGGAAAAUGGAAGUCUUCAGGAAUUGAGAAUUCCAGGAAUUUCCGGGGCUCGUGGGGGCGAGUAAAGAUUAAUAACCUUAAACGGAUAUAAACAAACCAAGACAAUGAAUUACCUGGAGAAAUGCCCAGGAAUGUACUGCGGACGAGAGCUCCUGGGUGACGGAAACUGGACAGAUUGCGGUGCCUGUCCCCGAGGAUUCAAAACAAACGAGACCUCCAUCUGCGUCCCGUGCGACGACAAUCCAAUGCUCUACGACUGGCUGUACCUCGGUUUCAUGGCACUCCUGGCACUGGUGCUCCACUGGUUCUGCAUCGACAUGGUGGCAAUGAGAAGAAACAUCCCCAAGGAGGUGAUCGCCCUCCACCUGUCUGCCCUCGUGGAAAUCCUCGGUGCAUCCCUCAUCACUCUCCAAUUGACCGAACCCAUCGGUUCCUUCGGCAUUCAGUCCUGCAGGAUUAAACGACUCUCGGAUUGGUACACGCUACUUCAUAAUCCUAAUCCUAAUUACGAGAGAUCGUUGCACUGCACGCAGGAAGCUGUUUACCCACUGUAUACAAUGGUUUUUGUAUUUUAUUCCCUGGGAGUCCUCCUGAUGCUCCUCCUGAGACCUCCAAUAGCUCAAAAAUUCCUCCCUAAACAGGGAAAAUUCUCAAUUUACGCUGCCCUGUACUUCUUUCCAAUUCUGGCUCUACUGCAUGCAGUAGGCGGUGGAUUAAUCUAUUACUCGUUUCCAUACAUCACGAUUAUCCUCUCGGUCUUGUCGAAUGCAGCGCACUUUGCAUUCAAAUUGAAUCAGACUAUGAAGUCGCUGCUGCUCAGUUCAGUAUCGGACAUUAAGAAUGUCGUCGUCAUCCUGGGACACUGGCUUCUUCAUGGAUACGGAGUUAUGGCUGUUGCAACACUUCGUGGCGUCAAUAUUCAUCCGGCAAUGGUCAUACUGGUACCUUUACCCGCAUUAUUCUAUAUACUCACUGCCAGAUUUACAGAUCCACAUAAACUCCACAUAGAGUAAUUACUCUGUGAAAAAUGCAGUGAAAAGUCUUUUUUCUUAGUGUGUGGGAUUAACACGAAAAGAAAAAUUAAGUCGUUUAAACAAUUUAAUUUUGUAAUGUAGUGUAAAUAUGAGAGGAGAGGAUUGAGGGUUGAAAAUUGUAUUAUAAAAUUAUUACGUAAUGUUUGUAUUGUAAUUUGUUCAUAAAUCAAAACUUCGACUGUAAUGACGAUAAUAAUGAUGAAUAAUUAUGAGAUCUAGGUGAAAAUAAAGGGAAACAGAUGGA
Messenger RNA from Fopius arisanus, 1533 nucleotides. Its product is annotated as JNK1/MAPK8-associated membrane protein. NCBI's taxonomy places the organism in Eukaryota, Metazoa, Arthropoda, Insecta, Hymenoptera, Braconidae. Gene Ontology annotation, biological process: response to unfolded protein. Gene Ontology annotation, molecular function: ubiquitin protein ligase binding. The transcript has 5 exons. The record is from RefSeq and is a predicted model, not a curated record. Gene Ontology annotation, cellular component: membrane. Bases 360 to 1268 code for a protein of 302 amino acids.